UUCCGUAGCCAUGCGGCAAGGAUUCGCAACCCCAGAAGUUGGCUGUUCAUUAAUUUUUUCACUAAUCCUUCACUUCAUUUUGCUACAAGGGACACUCAUGAGUAAUCCAAAUAAAGAUUAUGAACAUCAAUCGUCCCGGGAAAUAAGGUCUCCAAAAGUGAAGCCGAUGGAUCCCUCUAAAUUGAGUAUGGCAAAACUGGACGUCAAUUCUCCAGAGCAAAAUAUGGCUGAAAGAACUAUCGUUUUUAAAGACGGAGCAAAGACAAAGCCCAAAAAUAUUAACACGGCGCCAAAAGCAUCCCGCGAAGCUGCAAAAUAUGAUUAUCAUCCGCGGCGACGGGAGAGACCACGAUCGGGACGAAGAAAGAGGGUAUUUGUUGAUUUACCAAAUCUUGAUUGGCCAAACAAUGAAAUCCCUUACGAAAUUGCAUUCCGAUCGUAUCGAUCACCAGCGACCAAAGCAAAAAUAGAGUCCGUGUUUGGUGAAGCCGUCUCCAAAUUCAAUAAUGCAGGAUGCGUUAAAUGGGUCCCAAGAAAUUCAGAAACCCAUUAUAUCACUGUCUUCGGCAAUGAACAAAUUUGCGCGUCAUACGUUGGCUGUCUGUAUGCUGGACAACAACCUCUUUGGCUGUACGCUCCUGGCUGCGAUUAUGUUGAUACUGCUCUUCAUGAAAUGCUUCACGCUUCCGGGGCAAUGCACGAACAAUCCAGAAUAGCCGACAGAAACCGACUCAUUUCAUUCAAUUGGGACGCCGUUUCUGCAUCAUCAGAAUUCAACUAUGUAGGAGUACAAACAUCCAAGGCUCGAAAUUAUGAUCUUGGAUCCGUUCUGCAAUACGCUCUGACGUUCGGUGGGCAGACGUAUAUGACCUCCAAUGACCCUGAUUUGACCUACCUGACUACGCAGGCGCUGGAUGACCUAUCAUUUUAUGAUGUCGCAGAGCUGAACGCAUUUUAUCAUUGUGCUGAUAGCUGUGCUGGUGAACCCCCUUGUCAAAACCAAGGAUUUAUGAAAUACAACGGCGUCUGUAGUUGUGUCUGUCCAGAAGGUUUAACCGGAAGUGAUUGUACAGAACUGGAUACAUCCCCAGGAUGCGGGGAAAUUAUUACUUUGGAUGUAGGGGACACUCAGCAGGUUAACCUGUCACCCUAUUCGACUGGAAUCCAUUGCUCAUGGUUGGUCAAGGGCGCAGACAAAACAAAAAUAAGGAUGACCAUUGAGUCUAUGAAUCUUCCUACAAGCGACCAAAACGAUUGCUUCCAUUUUCUAGAAAUUAAAGAUUAUUUGGCUGGUUCUCCGGGAAAAUUAGUUUGUGGUAACUCUGGAGGAGGCGUAUUCACCAAGAAGCUCCUCGGACCAAGCAACAUGAUGAUCAUCAGGUUUGACAGCGAGACCUACAGCACGGUGGCCCCAGGGACAGGGUUUACCUUUACUGUCGAGGCAGCACCCUCAGCAUGCUCUAGCAAUCCAUGUAAAUACCCCGCCAUGUGUACAGAUGGCACCACAAUCGAUGAUUACACCUGCGACUGUACUGAUGGUUAUUCCGGUGUCAAUUGCGAUACCAUUGCUGCUUCUGCUACUGUGGUCGAAAGUUUUGAAAAGGAUUUUUCAACACUGAUGGAACUCGUAAAGGAAACACAGUUUACGUGGUCUACUACAGCGAAUCCUUUCUUCGGUCAAGGACAAAUUACACCUGUUGACGGUUCGCUAGUGGCUGAAUUGUGGAAUUAUUUUGAUGCAUUCGGGGCUUCUCUGGCGAUUGGUGCCACGGCUAAGAUGCAGACAUCAGUCGUUUUUGAAAGUGCAGAUCGCUGUUUGAGGUUUAAUUACGUCAUAUCGGAUCGAAAUGUUGGGAGCUCUGCAGUCACAAGUCUGAAUGUCUAUGUCAAGGGAGACUCUGGAACUACAGCACCACCUUACGUGUUCGAUACAAAUACGGGGAAUUCUUGGGUACAGGCAGAGAUAGACUUGCCUUCAAUGGAAAAUAUGAAGAUCAUAUUUGAAGGUGUAAACGGAGAACAAGAAUUAGCUGUUGAUAAUAUUCGAAUAUCUCCCCAAUUAUGUGAUGUUGGAAACCCUUGCACGGGAAUAGACUGUAACAACGGACAGUGCGUGGAGGAUAACGAGUCCUUCCAAUGUCAGUGUGACGCUGGGUGGUCGGGAGAUUUCUGUGAUAUUGCCGUUGUGACGUACACCUGCGAUUUUGAGAUGGUGGAUGAAUCUAACUGUGCUUUUAUUGAAAGUUCAAAUGACGACUUUGAUUUUACAAGAAAUAGCGGAUUAACACCAACUUCCUUGACAGGACCUGUUGGUGCUAAAACAGGAACUUUUUAUAAGUACACGGAGAUUUCAGGACAGCUGACAGGUGAUGUUGCCUCCUUGGAAACAAGCGUCAGCUUUAAUGCUGGAACUUAUUGUCUUCGCUUUUGGGCCUCCAUGUACGGAAAAGAUAUUGGAUCACUGUCAAUUUUGACAAAAGACGGCACGUCACCAGAAACCCUUAGAAGGGUAUUUAACGGACAACAGUCAAGCAAUUGGUUUCUGAUAACAGAACAGCUGACUCUGACGUCAUCAGAUAUGAUUAUCAUAAGAACUGUCCGAGGAGGAAAGAACAGGAAUCAAGAGAGAGGAGAUAUUGCUCUGGAUAAUAUUGUUCUCACCGAAGGAUCAUGUGCCUAAAAAGGCGUCGCUACAAAGAGUCAUGUUCAUGAUUGUACAAAAAGUAUAUUCUGAAGAUUUUAAAUAAACAUUUACAGCAUCAAGAUUAUGGCUUUUCUUGCAUAUGAGAGAAGUCUACCGAGCAGUCUAAAAUGAUUAAAAUUCAAAAUAACGAAAAUCAAAGAUUGACUUUCAGAAAUCUUAAGUUACCUAAGCUUUAAAUUCAUUUUUGGUAAACAAUGACACAGACAUUUCUUUAUAUUUGCAUAUGCAUUAUACUUUCCCAUUGU
Messenger RNA from Magallana angulata, 2949 nucleotides. RefSeq lists its product as uncharacterized. The record is from RefSeq and is a predicted model, not a curated record. Gene Ontology annotation, biological process: proteolysis. Bases 11 to 2680 code for a protein of 889 amino acids. Gene Ontology annotation, cellular component: membrane. Gene Ontology annotation, molecular function: zinc ion binding; metalloendopeptidase activity. The transcript has 23 exons. Lineage: Eukaryota; Metazoa; Mollusca; Bivalvia; Ostreida; Ostreidae.